AUGCCCUGGAUCUGGCUCGAUAACGUCAACUCGCCCGCGGUGCGGGUGGAGAGCGCGACGAACAUGCAGUUUGUCGGGAUCGGGAUUGGAUUCCCGUGGACGAACACCGGCAUGGUGGCGUGCGGCGGGCUGCCCGAGUUCCCGUCGCGCUGGACGUGCCCCGUGCUACACAUCUACCGCGGAUGGGCGGUCACUUUCUCCAAUCUUCCGCCGCUUAAUCUCCAUCCCUCGCUUUUCCCUCCUCCCCCUCCUCCAACCCCCUCCCCUCCCCCCGCCUUCCUCCCCCUCCCCCCCACUUCCCCGCCUCUCCCCGCACAUUCCGCACAUCCGCAGGGGCAAGUGCAGGGGCGCACGGACGUGUAUCGGUCGGGCGCGGUGGAGUUUUCGUACCAGAAGCACGUGGUGGAUUAUCUGGACGGCACGCUCUUCAGCUACUCGUGCAUCCGCUUCGCCGUCAACGGCGACCCCGUCAACCUCAUCCGCUCGCUCAACAAGGUCGUCAACAGCGAGAUCCGCGGCGCGUGGACGUCGAUCAUGAUGUACGCGGGGACCGUGGGCACCAUCAUCGCGAACAACUACAUCACGGACUUUCAGUUCUGCGGCGUGCAGUGCGGCAUGGGCGACAGCAACGUCGCGGAUUGCAUGCUCAACACCAUCCAGGAUAACUACAUCAUCCCCGGCCCCGCUUACCCCACCAACAACGGCGACGGCGCCGGGAUCUAUUACGAUCUGCAUUGGUACAACCCUGGCAAUCUGGACACGUGCAACUACAUCGUGGGCACGACGCACUGUCACUACCUGGACUUCACGACCUCGGGCCUCACUAUUGACGGCGCUGUGUGCAUUCGCAACCAUGAUGGCAUCAAGAUCAACACCGGCCACGCGUGA
Messenger RNA from Closterium sp. Naga37s-1, 888 nucleotides. The record is from the annotation of a GenBank genome assembly. Lineage: Eukaryota; Viridiplantae; Streptophyta; Zygnematophyceae; Desmidiales; Closteriaceae.